AUGAUUGCGGAUCUGAAAGAACUUAUUGUUAGCAAGCUCACAAAGCUACAGGACGGCCCCGAGGUGGCCGCCGCAAGCGCCCCCGCCGCCGCCGCGCCGGACGCCGGGGCCGCCCCUGGGGCCGGCGGGGACCCCGAGGCGGCGCCGGCCGCCGCGUCGGGCGGCGGAGCGCAGGGCCUGGCGGCCGAACCUGCGCUGGUUGCGGGGCCGGAGGCGGAGGCGGGCGGCUACAGCCUCUGCAUGAUUAAGGGCGACUUCCUCGCUACCUACAAUUACGAGCUGGACCUGUCGGCCCUGGGCAGGGUGAAGCUGCGGGACCUGAUACUGGAUGUGUUUGGAUCAGAUGUGGAGCUGCGGUGGCGGCUGGAGGAAGAAAUGAACACCCGCCGCGCCAUCUUGUUGGGCCCCGCCCCCGCCGGCGCCGCCGCUGCCGCCGCCGCCGCCUCCGCUGUCGCACAGGCAGCCAAUGGCAGCGGCGGCGGCGCGGCGGAGCCUGACGCGGCGGGCGACGACUCCGCGCUGCUUGCCGCGCUUGAGGAUGGCGGCGAUGGCGAGGGCGAGGGCGCGCCGGGCGGUGAUCGGGCGCCGGCAGGCGCGGCGGUAAAGCAGGAGCCUGGGGAGCAGCAGCCUGGGGUGGUUGAGCGCCCCGUCAGGGCCGUGGAGGGUGUGGGGACGGGCGCGGUGAAAUCUGAGCCGCCCGCCACCGGCGAGGUGCCGGGGACUGCGGGCGGCGGCGGCGGGGCGGCGGCGGCGGCGGAGAGGGCAGGGGCCGGGGCGGGCGCGAUGCAGGUCGACUCGGGCGUGGGCGGCGGCAAUGACUAUGUGUUGGAGGGCCUCCUCCCCUCGAAGCCUGUUGCCGGGUCCACGCCCGCGGCGCACCACCCCGCCGUGCGCGCCGCUGCCGCCCGGGGCGGAAGCGGCGGCGGCGGCGCCGCCGCCGCCGCGGGGACGGUCAUGGAUCAGCUGGCCGCGGACCCAGGGGUAGCAGCUUCCAUCCAGGAAGCUGCGCGCGGCCUGGCGCUGGACUGGCGCCAGCUGGCGGCGGAAUUUGAAUCCGAGGACGCGGCGGCGGCGCGGGAGCUGUGGCAGGUGCGCAGGUUCAAGCACGCACGCGCCAUCUGUCGUUGA
Monoraphidium neglectum is the source of this 1128-nucleotide messenger RNA. RefSeq lists its product as hypothetical. The coding region runs from base 1 to 1128 and encodes 375 amino acids. NCBI's taxonomy places the organism in Eukaryota, Viridiplantae, Chlorophyta, Chlorophyceae, Sphaeropleales, Selenastraceae. The record is from RefSeq and is a predicted model, not a curated record. The transcript has 3 exons.